Messenger RNA from Cydia pomonella (codling moth), 942 nucleotides. RefSeq lists its product as uncharacterized. The record is from RefSeq and is a predicted model, not a curated record. Lineage: Eukaryota; Metazoa; Arthropoda; Insecta; Lepidoptera; Tortricidae. Gene Ontology annotation, cellular component: egg chorion. Gene Ontology annotation, molecular function: structural constituent of egg chorion. The transcript has 2 exons. Gene Ontology annotation, biological process: chorion-containing eggshell formation; multicellular organism development. Bases 108 to 896 code for a protein of 262 amino acids.
UGGCAUAAUGCCAUAGUGACACAGUUUAAGUUAUAUUGCUUUAUACUUUGAUAAUGUGACACAUAUAUAUGACAUGCGGUGGUUGAAAUCGUUUCAGUGUCACCAAAAUGGCAGGUCUUCGAUUCGCCGUUUUUUUCUGUGUUUUAAUAAUUCAGAGAGUGGCAAGCCAAACCUGCAACACCCAAACGGAGUUAUUCAUAUCCGUAGAUGACUUGAUGAAAGCCAUUAACAACGGACCUGGAUUCCCAGGCCUCAUAGAAACAAACAACCAAGCUUGCGGACGUCAACCACCCCGCCAACCAUCCUGUCAAAACAACCAGCAAUGCAGCUGCCAACAACCUCAAACAGCUUUAGCGUUAGGUCAACCUACCUUCUCGAUCUCCGGAUUUAACCUUGGCAACCAAUGUGGCUGUCAACAACCUCAAAUUAGCCAACCAAGUCAAUCUAGUUGCCAAUCUCUUCAAAUCAGUAAGCCAAGCCAACAAUGUGGUUGUCAAUCUCUUCAAAUCAAUCAACCUAGUCAAUGUGGUUGCCAAUCUAUUCAGAUCAGUCAACCCAGCUGCGGUUGUCAGCAAAACCAGCAAUUAACUAUUUCAAAUCCUACUAUGUCCUUCCAACCUAUUUCAAUGGCGCAACCAAGUCAAACUCAACAAAAACCUCAGCCUAAACAGAUUAAAACAGAAAGUGUACCAAGUUGCAUCAUCCCAGCAGCCCUUUUGCAAGCUCCUCCUUACGGUAUACUCUUUGCUGGCGAUAACUUGCUCAUAGAUGGCGCUGUCCAAGUUUGUGGUAACAUGCCGUUCAACAGUAUCAUCGAGCUGGGUGGAGUCAUGCCGAGUUCAGGGUCCGGAUGUGUGCAAUAUUCCUGUGGUGAUUCGUGCGCUAUUUGCGCGUAAAUUAUAUAUUUUUAUACAGUUUACAAUAAAAGGUUUACAUCUCUGA